GUUGGCGGCGUCAGUCGCACAAUGGACGAGGUCGAAGAGCCAGUAGAACAGAGUCAGCAGCGCACAGCAAAAACCCAAGUCAGCGACAAUCUGUUUUACACUCAAUCAUCAUCCCCUCAGAGACCAGGGUGUGUUGUCCAAAGAGCUACAGUGCUUAGUGCUAUGAAAGCCUGAUUCAUUACAGGAGUUUCACACUAAGUCCAGCUUUUCGCCUCCACCCCCCUCCACCACAGCAUCGGACUCCAACCAGCACCACCUCCCAACAUGUCUGACCCCUUCACCUCCCCCUCCUCCUGCCCCCACAUGUACCACUCUCAUCUGGGCCAUGGCACAUCCAACAGCACCACUUUUGGACUGAACCAUGUAAUCCUCUGCCACUAUAACCACACUGGCCGCCUUCAGAACCGAACCAUCUCUAGCUCCUCCAGCAGCAUCAGUGUGUCGGUGCUAGUCUUCCUCUCCAUCAGCAUCUUCAUCAUUUUGGAGAACUUGCUGGUGCUUAUUGCUGUCCUUACCAGGAUUCGCAAUAGUCGGCGAUGGGUGUAUGUGUGCAUUGCUAAUAUUACUCUGUCCGACUUGCUCACUGGUGCUGCCUACUUGGUCAAUAUCUGCAUGUCCGGUAACCAGACUUUUCGGCUCACUCCUGCCCUCUGGCUCUUCAGGGAGGGCACACUUUUUGUUGCCUUGGCAGCAUCAAUAUUCAGUCUUCUGCUAAUUGCCAUAGAGCGCUACACAACCAUGAUGAGGCCCCUCUCACAAAAUCCACCAGGAUCCUCCUACCGCAUCUAUGGUUUGGUAGCGCUCUGCUGGAUGCUGGCUUUAAUGAUUGGCUUUCUUCCUUUGCUUGGAUGGAACUGUGUUUGCAGUCUGGACAAAUGCUCCACCCUCCUCCCUCUUUACUCUAAAUCAUACAUCUUAUUCUCUCUCAUCAUCUUCUUCCUCAUCCUCUUGACAAUUGGAGUACUGUACGGUGCCAUCUACUGCCAUGUGCACAAAACUACCCAGCUCAGCCCUCUAAGAAGUCCCAAGCGCUCCAUAGCUUUGUUGAAAACAGUGAUCACCAUCGUCGGGGUGUUCUUGCUGUGCUGGGGACCUCUAUUCAUGCUCCUUCUGGUGGACUUCUUCUGUGAAACUCGCCAGUGUAUUCUGCUCUUCAAAGCUGACUUCUUCAUCUCUCUUGCUGUAUUGAACUCAGGUCUCAAUCCCAUUAUAUACGCUCUAGGCAGCAGUGACAUGAGGAGAGCCAUAGCUGAUCUGCUGUGCUGUUGCUGCGUGACGAUGGGUCUCUGUAAUACAGAGAAGUUCAAAUCCAAAGACACCAGUAGCACAUCAGAGAGCAGGAGGGACAGUCUUAGGAACAGCUUCAGCAAGAUCAGGAAUCUCAGCGUGGUGUCUCCUCCGUCCACUCCCAAAAAGAAUAAAAAGAAAGACAGAAAGGGCAGGCGGAGCUCCACCACCACCUGCCUGUCAGUUUCAAGUGGUUAGACCGCAAGUCUCUCCUCCCAAACUGUCAUCACCUCUAACGGUUUCCUGUUCAUUGAUACUAUGAAACUAUUGCACUGGAAAAUAUGUAUAAAUGAACAUAUUUGUAGAUUCAUAUUAUUGUAUAUUAUAUUUUUUAUAUUUUUGUAAUGUAAAUAUACAGAAGUUGUAUAAAAAAACUGAGAUGAAGCAAUGUCCACAAAUAAAAUAUAUACAACUGUA
Boleophthalmus pectinirostris (great blue-spotted mudskipper) is the source of this 1704-nucleotide messenger RNA. It is a transcript of the gene s1pr4, whose product is annotated as sphingosine-1-phosphate receptor 4. Gene Ontology annotation, cellular component: membrane. Gene Ontology annotation, biological process: G protein-coupled receptor signaling pathway. Lineage: Eukaryota; Metazoa; Chordata; Actinopteri; Gobiiformes; Gobiidae. The record is from RefSeq and is a predicted model, not a curated record. Gene Ontology annotation, molecular function: sphingosine-1-phosphate receptor activity.